Molecule: messenger RNA, 4665 nt
Organism: Archocentrus centrarchus (flier cichlid)
Lineage: Eukaryota; Metazoa; Chordata; Actinopteri; Cichliformes; Cichlidae
Gene: csnk1da
Product: casein kinase 1, delta a
Exons: 9
Coding region: 458-1672 (404 amino acids)
Biological process (GO): protein phosphorylation
Molecular function (GO): ATP binding; protein kinase activity
Source: RefSeq, a predicted model, not a curated record
CCCCGCGUCACCCAGCAGGGAAGUGAUGUCAGGCACGUCCAGCGGAGCUGCUGAACAGGGUCCUCAGAGAGAGCAGACAAGGCAGCCGGAGGAAGAAGACUCAAUCCGGAUCCUGAAAGUAACCUACUCUAAAUCCGUUUUCAUCCGUGGAGAUUUAAAGUAUAUCGGCGAAGAAAACACCAGGAGCAGAAAGUACAAAGACUAACCUUUUCAGCGACCAUCGUAUUGUCGCAUUAUGAGGUUAGGAGUACUUUAAAACAAGAGGCGAAAGAUUGUGAGUCUCGACUUCAUCCGGCGACAGUGCACAGAAGAGCCAGUCCUUCGCUUAAACAGAGCUUUUGCGUUGGAUGGUUUCGCCCGUCGUGCUUUUAAACAAGUCCCAGCUCUAAACCUGACCGUUUUUUGCCUGUUUCUGUGCUAGCGAGCGUGCUUGCUAGCCAACUGAAGCUUGCUUACCAUGGAGUUGAGAGUGGGUAACCGAUACAGACUGGGCAGGAAAAUUGGAAGUGGAUCUUUUGGAGACAUCUACCUCGGUACUGAUAUCUCUGUUGGAGAGGAGGUUGCCAUCAAAUUGGAAUGUGUCAAGACCAAACACCCACAGCUCCACAUAGAGAGCAAAAUCUACAAGAUGAUGCAGGGUGGAGUGGGUAUUCCGACAAUAAAAUGGUGCGGCGCUGAGGGUGACUACAACGUGAUGGUGAUGGAGCUGCUGGGUCCCAGUCUGGAGGACUUGUUCAACUUCUGCUCUCGCAAGUUCAGCCUCAAGACAGUCCUGCUGCUGGCUGACCAGAUGAUCAGCCGAAUUGAAUACAUCCACUCCAAGAACUUCAUCCACAGAGACGUAAAGCCAGACAACUUCCUGAUGGGCCUGGGUAAGAAAGGAAACCUCGUCUACAUCAUUGAUUUUGGCCUGGCCAAGAAAUAUCGCGACGCACGCACACACCAGCACAUCCCCUACCGCGAGAACAAGAACCUGACAGGCACCGCUCGCUACGCCUCCAUCAACACACAUCUGGGCAUCGAGCAGUCCAGACGGGAUGACUUGGAGUCACUGGGAUACGUCCUUAUGUACUUCAACCUGGGUUCUCUGCCUUGGCAAGGCCUUAAAGCUGCCACCAAGAGGCAGAAAUAUGAACGCAUCAGUGAGAAAAAAAUGUCGACACCCAUUGAGGUCCUCUGCAAAGGCUACCCAUCGGAGUUUGCCACCUACCUGAACUUCUGCCGCUCUCUGCGGUUUGACGAUAAGCCCGACUACUCGUACCUGCGCCAGCUCUUCAGGAACCUCUUCCACAGACAGGGGUUCUCCUACGACUAUGUCUUUGACUGGAACAUGCUGAAAUUUGGUGCCAACAGAGCCGCGGAGGAUGCAGAGAGGGAGCGCCGGGAGCGGGAAGAGAGGAUGAGGCACAACAGGAACCCCGGGGCUAGAGGCAUGGCCUCGGCCUCAGGAAGACCCAGAGCACCUCAGGAUGUCGCAGCCCCCUCUCCACUCAACCCUUCCUCACACACAGGUAUGGAAAAGGAGAGAAAAGUGAGCAUGCGUCUUCACCGGGGAGCCCCCGUCAACAUCUCCUCGUCAGACCUGACGGGACGCCAGGAAACAUCCCGCAUGUCCUCACAGGCUCUGUCCCGGGCCACACCCAGCGGCCUCCAGUCUGCAGCCCCUCGGUGAAACCCCAUCCAACUGUGCACCAUGGAGGCCUCAACAUGCACCACUUGCAGCCACGCACACACACAGACACACACAGACACACAUGAACAAGGACUCUUCAGAUGACACGGAGGACUUACCAACCAGUGCACAAGUAUCUGGCUGCGCUCCUGUUCACUUGACAGAAGAAGAGGCGCACAGCCAGACGUGUGAGUGUGUGUGUGUGUCUGUGUGUGUGACGAGGAGAGAGAGAUGGGCAGGUGGAGCACAGUUUGGUUGCCUUAACAACAAUUCUGGCAAAGUAGCAGCCGCAGCAUCUCUUCUUCUUCUCCGUGGGAAGAUUUGGAAACCCCCCCCCCUCCUCCGCCUGCCUCCUCCUCACUGUUGAUGAAGCCAUGGAUUCACUUCUCUCUAGCAUCACCUUCAUUUUUUUUCUCCUCCCAACUUUUGAUUUUACUUAUUUUUAAUCAUUAAAAAUUCUACUACACCAGCUGUUCAGACUUAAGAGAGAAUGACGAGUCUGUUAGCUGCAACCUGUGGGAUUUAUUAAACCUACCAGAGACACGUGAUCCAUCGUGGCAGUGUUGAAGAACAGGGCCUAAACUCUAUUUUUGUGUCCUGAAAGACUCUUUAAAUCCCACAAGUGGACAUUUUUCUUUUAUUUUGUAUUUUAGGUGUUUGAGGUUUAACUUUACAGUUACAGUAACGGGGUUUAAUUGUUCUCUCUGCAAUGAUCCCAUGGUAUGAGUAGUUUGUUUUUUUUGUUUUUUUGUCUUUGUCCACCUCAGGUGCGUUGCAACCAGGACGUUGUAGUAUCAUACAACAUACAGCACAUAUAGUUUGUCUUCAGGUCUGUGGCUGCGGUGGGAAAAGCUGUGAAUGAAACGAUGAUCUAGUCGGGAGGCUGGUGUGUGCGCACUGAAUGGAUGAGACAUUGUUUUUAAACUCAGUGCAUAGUGAUGUGGUUUUUGUGUGUUUGUGUGGUUCUGUCUUAGGGUUAUCUUAGGGUCAUACAAGCUUAAAAUGGGUGUGGGAUAAACAUGUUGAGAGUUUUUUCUUUUUUUUUAAACUCCUUUGCCUCAUCAACCUCAUUCUAGACCAUCUGCUUCCAAAGACUUCUCUUUGUUUUUGUUUGUUUUGUUUCAAGCAUACUUUUGACGGCUUUCUUCAUAAACACCAAUAAACACUCGUGGAUGAUUUCAACCAAAAUUCACAGGAUGUUGCAGCCUCCUUGUCUCCAUGUGUGUCUCUAGCAGAAGCCACAAAAAUGAGCCCCACAAGAGCUUAAAGAGUGAGUUUCAGUGAACUCGUGGUCAGAAUCCCACCAAAACUGCACGAUAGAAACGUAACAAUGUAUUCGUUAUAUUGGAGGAAAGGCUCCAAGGCAAAUUGAGUGAGUUAUCUUUUACUGAUACCCAGUUUAAUACUGAGUGUGCCAUUGCAAAGUAUUUCACAGCAUGGUUGCACAGUGCAGAAGAAGCCACUUGGUUUUGCCUUAAAGGGGGCGUUUCACAGUUUUUAGAGUCUACGGGGAGAACUACUAAAACUGAAAACAUGCUUUCACUUUCAAAGCAGUUUUCAUACAUGCGCUGCAGCCCUGAACAUUUCUAGACAUCACUCAGCAGAGAUCACACAUCAGCCACUCUUUAGCCUCCCAGCUCUUCAAUAUACAGUCCACGUGCUGUUGCACUGUGUGGAUUUGUAGCUAAUUUUCUGGUGUAUUCCCCACCAGCGGGUGGACAUUGUGUGCUGCUUCCAGAAUGCUCUUGGUCAGCUCCCUCGCCUAAACCAAGCUGAACAUUUCCAGAAGUCUGAAAGCAUCUUGAGCAGACUUCCCCGCUGUGUGUUACAUGUGCGAAUUGUUGGCAGGUCGUUGUGCAGGCGACUGUAAGUUUUAAGCAUUCAUCUUUAAAUCUGUUUUUGCAAGUGCCACAACUUUAUGGGAGCUAAAGACUAAAUUACUGACUGGGCUUACCUUUUUAAGAAGGUAGAUUCUGGGAAUGUAUUUUCUGCCACUAGAAAGCUAAAAAAAAAAAAGCCUCCUCGGAUGUUAUGGCCUCAGUUGAACCUUCUUGGGAAACAGGUGGUAUUUGAGGCUGCGUUAUUUUUUCCCCAUUUAAAAUUCUACUGUGUGACCUAUGUUGCAAUGACUUCUAAAGUAGCUGGCAUAGAUGGAGCUUGAGUUAAAAAAAAAUGUGUAAUAGAUCCAAUAGAGCUCAUUAGUUUAAGUCUGAUGCUGACCGUUUCAGAGGGUCUGGCAAAUGAUGUGCAAGUUUGUGUAGAAAACGGACAGGAGUGGUUUAAAAAAGAUGACCAAUGAACAAGAAGGAAGUGUUAUCUUAAUUAAAAAAAACAAAAAAAAGUGUGUGUUUGGGGGGGGGGGGGGGGGGGGGUGUCUUGGCUGAGUCCCAGUGGUACUAAAAGUGGCUCCUCUGACUUGAUCUGAAUCAUGCACAUUUUAAAGUAGAAAACUGUCCACUGAUUGCAAAGUAAUGUAGGCCAAUUUUGUGUAGUUAAUGGGGGAAGGGGUUGUUGUGGUAAUUUGUACUUGUUUGCUCUGUUGUUGUGUAUAGAUUGUACCUACUCUGUCUACCAGGUCCACACGAACCACUGUACGGUUUUGGACGGUGGCGACAGUGUAUGGAUGGAAUGGGAACGCCUCACUCCAUUAGAGUUCCUGCUCGGGCAGUUUUUCUUUUUUGAUAUCCUUCACCUGUGGGCUUGAAAAUCAAAAAAGUGAUGCAUUAACUCGUUUGUUCCACUGAUGGCUAUAAUAAAUGCAAGUACAAUUUACAUGGGAUGAGUUUUGCAGUCUGCUUCACGCAGUUCUUUCUUAUUUUUGUCAGUUUUGCUUUUAACUGUUGGAGAUGGUUCCUCGUGUCCCAAACUGCAUCUUUCUGUGGAGUCAUGGGAGAUCAUUUCUUUUCACUCCCACCUCAAAACCUUUGCUCCUCAUUUGUAAUGCCACUGUAUUUGUGUAUUUUAAAGUUGUUUAAAUAAAUUAAGUACUUGUA